AUGUUGGUGCUAUUAACAUCUAUCUAUCUAUCUAUCUAUCUAUCUAUCUAUCUAUCUAUCUUAUUCUGUUCAAAUGUCUCUAUCUUAGUCUGUUUAAAUCUAUCUAUCUAUCUAUCUAUCUAUCUAUCUAUCUAUCUAUCUAUCUAUCUAUCUAUCUUAUUCUGUUCAAAUGUCUCUAUCUUAGUCUGUUUAAAUCUAUCUAUCUAUCUAUCUAUCUAUCUAUCUAUCUAUCUAUCUAUCUAUCUUAUUCUGUUCAAAUGUCUCUAUCUUAGUCUGUUUAAAUCUAUCUAUCUAUCUAUCUAUUUUAUUCUGUUCAAAUCUCUCUAUCUUAAUCUUGUUAACUCUAUAUCUAUCUAUCUAUCUAUCUAUCUAUCUAUCUAUCUAUCUAUCUAUCUAUCUAUCUUCAUUACUGAAAGUAUUCAAUAUUUCACUUGCUUUUUAUUUAUUUCAACUUUAAAGAAAUUUAUGUUUAUUCUACUGUUUCCGGCUUUCGUUCUUUUCUUUUUUUUUCUGUCUUUUUUAAUUUAUUACCUCCUUUUUCAUGCUUCUUCUUCUUCUUCCUUUUGCUUUUCUUUCUUUCUUUCUUUCUUUCUUUCUUUCUUUCUUUCUUUCUUUCUUUCCGCUUUACAUUUCUAUCAGCUUGAAUGGGCUUAA
This is a messenger RNA of Acanthosepion pharaonis, 654 nucleotides long. The record is from the annotation of a GenBank genome assembly. NCBI's taxonomy places the organism in Eukaryota, Metazoa, Mollusca, Cephalopoda, Sepiida, Sepiidae.